Molecule: messenger RNA, 1892 nt
Organism: Oncorhynchus gorbuscha (pink salmon)
Lineage: Eukaryota; Metazoa; Chordata; Actinopteri; Salmoniformes; Salmonidae
Product: erythroid membrane-associated protein-like
Exons: 10
Coding region: 39-1187 (382 amino acids)
Molecular function (GO): protein binding
Source: RefSeq, a predicted model, not a curated record
GAGACCAUCAGGAUCCCAGCACCAUAGAGAGGGAGUGGAUGGACACUAAGACCCAGCUACAUAUGUCUGAGGCAGAGAUCCAUCAGCUGAUUCUACAGAGACAGAGGAAGAUGGAGGAGAUAAUGUCAUCACUGGCUCAACUACAGCUCUCAGUGGAACGUGAGACGGCAGGCGUCAUGUGUGUGUUCAGUGCGUUGGUGUGCGCGGUUGAGAGGUCGCAGGCUGAGCUCAUGGAGGUGAUUGAGAUUAGUAGGCAGUUGGCAGAGCACCAGGCGGACGAUGUGAUUCGUCAGCUAGAACAGGAAGUGAAUGAGCUCAGGAAGAGAAGCCACGCCCUCUCCCAGCUGGCCCAAUCAGACGACUACGUUCAUUGUAAAAAGAGCUACCCUACACUCUGCACUCCUCCACCAAUCAGAGACUGGUCUGGGGUGUCGGUAAACUGUGACCUGGGAACGGGGCCCAUCUAUACAUCGCUGUCUGUCCUGGUCCAACAUUUCCAGGAAGAGAUCAGCAGGAUGGUUCAAUUUGGCGUACGAGUUCCAGUAGAAUCCUCUCCAAUACCACAGCCCAAGGUGAUGCGUGUACAGGAGUAUGCAGUGGACGUGACUAUGGACUCAAGCACUGCCCACCCCAGGCUCAUCCUAUCAGGAGACGGAAAAUGGUUAGUAAGAUGUGGGGACUGUCACCAGCCGGUACCUCAUAACUCUGAGAGGUUUGACCGUGUCGUGUGUGUUCUGGGUCGAGAAGGGUUCUCCUCAGGUCAACACUAUUGGGAGGUGGAGGUGGGCGGGAAGACGGACUGGGAUCUGGGCGUGGCCAGCCACUCCAUCAACAGGAAGGGGAAGAUAACGGUAUCCCCUAGCAACGGCUACUGGUUCCUCAGCCUCAGAGAUAAACACAACUAUGUGUUCCGGACAGAUCCCUCCACUGAGCUGCUUCUCAACCUCAGACCACAGAAGAUCGGGGUGUAUGUGGAUUAUGAGAAAGGGCAGGUAUCGUUCUACAACGUGGACGCUAAGCUCCACAUCUACACCUUCCUGGCCUCCUUCUGUGAGUCUGUGUUCCCGUUCUUCAGUCCCUGCACCAACAAGUCAGGCAAGAACGACGGAGCCCUCGUCAUCACUCCAGUACUGCUCAUGGACACCCAUCCACUACAACCCAAUGAUUGUGAUGAAUUGAACAUCUGAGGCCCCUGACUCUAACCCACUCAUAUAGAAAAAUGUGCUCUGGGCUACAGAUUGGGGGAACAAAUUGUUUUUGACUAUCUUUUUGUUGUUGUUGUUGUUGUUGUUGUUGUUGUUGUUGUUGUUGUUGUUGUUGUUGUUGCCUGAUUUAGAUAUGUUUUCCGACAUUAGAUACAUGCAGCAUAUCUUCUGUUGUUAUGUUUCCCCGUAGAAGACUAAAUCAGAUCGUUUGCUCACCAGAAUAAUAUCAUAAAUCGAUAGAAUGAAUGAUUAAAAUUUCAGUUUGUCUCGGGAUUCAUAUUUUAUGCGGUUGAAAUACUAUCCCCAUUGUAUGGCGCUAAUUAAUUAAGCAUCUCUAUAGAAUGUAUCUAACUAAACUCUCAAGAUGCGGAAAUAAAUCAAUCUUAUUUCUCCACUCCUGUUCCCGAGUCAACAUUUAGCCUACAUUUGGUGUAUUAUCUUACUGCAAGAAAUGCUCAAUUCUGAGUUUUUAUUACGGCUAUGUGAGAGGUUAUGGACCUACAGUCAAUGUCCAGAUUUCAGUUUCCAUUUAAGUCAUCUGAACAGUAGGCUACAUUUCCCUUGAAGUGCAAACAGGCCUAUUUGAAGUCCCCUUUUUGUGACUGUUGAGUUUGUUCCUCACAAUCAUCACACAUAACACUGCUAUCAUUCUGUUUUACUACUUCAAUAAAUCUUUACCAAACAUUA